GCGCGCGGUGGCGGCAGCGAGGGGAGUGGGGUUGGGCCUGGUGUGCGCGCAGGGGGCGGUUGGGGCUGAGGUAAGCCGGAGCGAUGGCGGUGGCAACGGGCCUGGCGCGGCUGCCCGCGGUGUGCAACCAGCGGCUGGCGGAGCUCCUGAGGCAGGUGGACGACGUCGACCUGUUGUGGCUGGAAGAGAUCCACGAGGAGGCGGCCAGGAUGUUCGGCAGCCACUACAGCGACCAGCCGGAGCUGAUGCCGAAGACGCCGUCGCAGAAGAACCGGAAGAGGAGGAAGCGGCCGUCCGCUCUGCGGGGCGAGAGCCUGGAGCUGGGCAGGAGGAGAUUAUCUAGAAGGAGGACUAACAACCUCAAAGCGGUGUCCUCCAAGAGAGAUUCUCAGCGACUCCAAAAUAAAGAAGACACAGAAGGACUCGGCACCGAGGCCCAAGAACUCUCAAGCCAAACUGUCUCCCGGCGGUUGACAAGAUCCCAGGUUGCUGCACCUGCCGACCGCUCAGAGGUCCUUCCUGAACAUCUCAGAGAAAGGGUAGUUCCCGUAGUAGAAAUCAGUGUCUGUGAUCGCAUUAGCGCUGAGUUUCAGUUCCAGAAGUGUGCAUCUGAACGAGCAGAGAACCACUCCGCAAGCCUCCCCCCGAGCUCAGAUGACAAGUCUCCAAAGGAGAGCAGUGCUGCAGAAUCACAGCCUUUGCCUGCUGCAUCUGAGCUCAUAGUCCCUCAUACCCCAGAGGCAAAAGGUGCAGGAAAGAACAAGAGCGCAUUUAAGAAGACAGCAAAUGUAGCUGAUACUACAGUUGUUUUAAGUGAAAAAGAGCUCGGGCUGGAAGAGGUGGAUGACUCUGCUCAGGUGCAAAAGCAUAAUGAGAGGGAUGAUAAAGAACCUUCUCAGCGUACAACAGAUAGCCCGGAAACUCCGACAGGCUCCAGGCUAAGCCGUCGCUCUGUGCGUAGAAGUUUGAUGGGCAAACCUUCCACGAUUCGUAGAACCUCACUGGCAGAGAAAUACUCACUAGCCCGUAAGAGGGAAAGCACUAUUCGGAAAUCUAUCGCCAGGACAGUGAUCAAGCGUAAGGCGCCCCAAAAGUUAUCUGUGUCCUCCAGUUCCGUGAAUGGCUCGGGUUCUGAAGAGGUGCCAGAAGAUGAAGAAACAGUUGUCAACGCUGGACCACCUCCUGUACCUCAGACCCCUCCAAAGCUGGAUUUCCAAGGCCUGCGGAUGUCACUUCGCUCUCAGACUGUCAACAGAAAUGAACAACAGCAGGAGACGAGCAACAACGAAUGUGACUUAAGUAAGAGUGAGAAGACCCAGGAACCACCCCAAAGUGCCAGGAGAAAGACAAGUUACAAAAGAGCUGUGGAUCAACGCUAUGACACCCAGCAAGCAGAAGAUGGAGGGCUUUCUCCUCUCAGAAAAAAGACUCCAUCCCCUCCAUGUCCGGCUAGCAAAGUUGUACGUCCUUUCAAAACAUUUUUGCACACCGUGCAGAAGAAUCAGCUCCUAAUGACCCCAAGCUCUGUGGGGAGAAAUGGAGUAAUAAAGUCUUUUAUCAAGUACAACACGCCUCUCCAACAUGACCCCAAGGAAAAGGAGAGACAAAAACUGCAGGCUCUGAGAAAGAAGGAAGAGGCUGAGCAGUUGAGAAAACAAAAAGUGGAGGAAGAAAAGAAACGGCGACAAGAAGAGGCAAAGUUGAGGCGUGAAGAACGCCUGCGUAAAGUGUUGCAAGCUCGGGAACGGGCAGAGCAAUUGGAAGAAGAGAGGAAAAGGCGCAUUGAGCAGAAGCUAGCUCUGUUUGAUGAGAAGACAGAGAAGGCGCGGGAAGAAAGACUGGCAGAAGAGAAGAUCAAAAAGAGAGCAGCUGCCAAGAAAAUGGAAGAAGCGGAGGCCCGGCGCAGGCAGGAUGAAGAGGCCAGAAAACAAAAAGCACUGCAGCAGGAGGAAGAGGAACGUCGGCACAAAGAGCUAAUGCAGAAGAAGAAAGAAGAGGAGCAGGAACGUGCCAGGAAAAUUGCUGAGCAGAGGCAGGCAGAACAGGAGAGAGAAAAACAGUUGGCUGCAGAGAGAGAGCAGGAGAGGAAGAAGGAGCAGGAGAGGAAGAAGGAGGAGGAGAGGAUUCAGGCAGAAAAGCAACGUGAACAGCAAGAGAAGGCAGCUCGCCUGCAGAAGGAAGUAUUGGCUGCUAAAGAACAGCUCCAGAAGGAGAUGGAGAAAAAAGAAAAGGAAGAGCAGUUGCUAGCAGAGAUGAAGAGGCAGGAGCAAGAACAGAAGAAACUACCAGAGGAACAAAAGGCUAAAGAUGUAGCCCAAACACAGCACCUAGAAAACAAAGAGAAUUCACCUGCCUGCAAUUCAUACCAGAUGACUCCACAGUACCAUAAAGAUCCAAAGCCCCCCAAGAUAAAUCCAAAUAACUAUGGAAUGGAUCUGAACAGUGAUGAUUCUACUGAUGAUGAAAGCCAGCCUCGCAAACCCAUCCCUGCCUGGGCCAGUGGGAAUCAGCUUAGCCAAGCAGUAAUCCGCCAGUACUACAACCCUCCCAAUGUUGAUGCACUCUUUGGGACCAUUGUAAGCCCCAAGUUGGAGGACAUCUUUUACAAAAGCAAACCACGCUACUUCAAGCGCACCAGCUCUGCUGUGUGGAACUCCCCACCAUUUCCAGGUGCCAAAUCGGUUCUAGGUCUGCCAUACAGCCUGAAAAAGUACUGAGGUGGACAGUAGCUGUCUCCUGUGGAGCAAUAAUGUGCAUUUUUGUCUCUCUAGGUGAGAAGAGAGUUACUGUUCAGUAUCCCUAAGUCUUUAGGCACUAGCAUUGAAUAAAUGUCAGCUCUGACUAGGUCUCUGACUGCAUUUUCUAUUUUGGAGGCUUGUUUUCUCACUGAGCAAAGUUGCAGGCUUUGGGGAGAUCUUGCUUCUGAACGGUGCAUCUCCUUUUUCAUUCAGCUUUAAGUUGGCAAAGAUUUAGGCUUAUAGGUCAUGAGAAUGCAUCAUCUAAAGCAAGCGUGAUUGUUGUCUUCAGCCAAGCAGGCCUGGCAGCUGAUGUAUGCAGUAGAAAAAGGUAUGUCAGUAAUGUUCCUGCCUCUCUGUGGCUGAAGCUAGCGUAUUGUACAGCUAAUGACCACUGCACACAUCUUGAGUUGAGUCCAAAACACUACUGAUGUCCUUAAGAACAAAGGUAUUAGCAGCCAUGGUCUUCAUCUCCUGCAAAUUGCAAAAUAAUUUGGUUUGGUUUUCAUUAGUAUGCUCUACGUCAACAUGAAAUGCAUUUAUGUGCAUAAGCUAUAUUGAUGAUGAUGUUACUGCAGCCCAGGAGGAAAUAUCCUGAGGAUUUUAAUGACCAUUCUUCUGUUGUUGGAGAGAGAUGUGACCCUGGAGUUAAUCGUGUCUCCAGGAAUACCCAGAGUAGCAUAAGUAAUCUUUGUACUUCUAGCAGUCUUUCAAAUAAAUUAUACACAGGUUUUGAUAUUUUUUUCUCUAAUUUAAAUUCCAUGUUUGUGGCAGAUUGGAUUAAAAGGAUGGUUUUACUUAGCUUUAAUCCUUGUCUUGCUCCUUUCUCCCCUUAGGUAUUUCACUUACUCAGCAUCAAAGCUGACUUUAUUUUUAGGUCUUCACUUUGCACUUGCUCAGUAAAGCAAUGUCAAAACAGUUUCCUCAUAACAGCAAAAUAUGAGCUCAGAAUUUUAGCUCUAAGAUCACUUGGUGUUCUAGUCUACAAGUUUCUGUAUAGAGAGAACAGAAGCGCAAAUAGGGCAGUGACAUUUUUCAAGGAAGCAGUUACCUUAAUUUCUAUAGGCUGCUGUGGAAGUCUGUCUUCUGCAAAGUAGGCAAAAUAUAUGAUUCUUACCUCAGAAUCAUCUUUUUUGGGAGGCUUGAUUUGUUUUAAAGGUGGGUGAGCAAUCAUGGCUGCAACCUCAGUCAGGAGACUGAGGACACUGUACAUACAGCUUGGUCGCUUAAAAAAACUAUGGAGAUUAUGUAACAUGAAAGGAGAACUGCAUAUUUCUUUGUGCAUUAACUGUUUUGCAAGCAAAUAUCUUUAAAAUCCAUGUUUUUAUACUUACAACAUCUAUCGGGUUUGUAUUUGCUGUUGAUCAGUGUGUUCUGUGAGAUGAUUGUGCUUUCAUAAACGUUCAGUAGAUUGAGUUUUGUACUAUGAUCUAAGAAUGAGGAAUGCUUGUUGACAUGACAAAGUUGAAUGCUGUCUGAAUGUCUGAAUCUCUGGUUCUUGUCUGGACUCAUCGUGGCUUUUUAUCAAAAAAAUGUACAGUAUUUUGGAACCUGUCCUUCUGGGUUGUAUUUUACACUGUUUCCUUGCGAUAAAUGUGUGUUGUCCUUGAAGAAACUCCUCGUAUAGCAGAAAAGACUCAUGCUUUGAUAAACCUGCACAAUUGGCCAAACAGUUUACUGUUGUUUUGUUUCUGGGAACUGGAAAGAAGACUGUUUGGUAUGAUGAUAGAUUCCCAGAAAUACAUUCCUGUAAUUCACAACAAUAUCUCUCUCUCUGUAUGUUCAGAAUUGCUAUUCCCACACGGAGCAGGAACUUCAGCCACAAUAUUCAACCACAGUGCUAGUAUUUAAAAACAAGCAAGAACCCCACAAGUAGAAAUUCUAGGCAAUUACAACCUGAAGAUUUUAAGAAAGUUAUUUUGGCUCUUGAUUUCAGGUAUUUUUUCUUAACUGUGAUUCCUGCUUGCUCGGGCAGUAUUUCCUGAGCUCCAAGUGCAUAUGUUUUAUGGUGCUGUCUGGUUCUAGGUUUGCGUGGGACCAUGUUUGCUCCCAUGAUAUAAAACAGGAAAAUAGGAUUACUGCAGCACUGUAAGCCUGUGAUCCUGUAAGUCUGUAGAGGCAGGUAAGCCAUAUCUGUGGAGAGGAAUACAGAAAAUGAAAUACAGGAUCUAGAGUCUAAGGAAUCUAAGUGGCCUUGAGAUACUGGAAUAUUUCCUAUUAUCUAUCAGUUUAUUACUCGUCUCUGGCAAGUCCAAAAAAGAGUAGGUGGGGCAGCUGUUGAUAUUCUUCCUAGCCACGUUGAGUGUUACAGAUACCCUUGUGAACAAGGAAUACUGGCAAUUCAAAAAGCCAAACAAAAAGUUGAGAAAGCAAAUUCUUGGCAAAGAGAAAAAUCACUUCCAGUCUUCACGGACCACUUAAGCUUAGUAAGAAUGAAAGAAUCUGUAAUUGAUUUUUUUUUACUGUUCUAUCUUGACAAUGAUGAGAGUCUGACCUUGAGAAGACUCCAAAGCAAGCACUCAAAGGAUUAUUACUGUGCCAUUUUACUCUUACACCACCAACUUCAUCAAAAUUACCUGGGAGUCUUGCUUCUGUCAGACACUUCAGAUUCAUCGUUGAAGGUAAGCAGCAUGUGACUUCAUGCAAACUUCUACAAGUAAGUAGAGAAGGCAGCUAGCUCUUCUGAGAUAGGCAAUUGUGGUUCAGUUUUGCUUAGAGCAACUGAGUAGAGGGGAAGGAGAGGGGAUUUUACCUUUCUUGCCAUAUCUGCCAAGCAGUACAGGACUGGUUUAGAAAUAGGAGCCAGGACCUCUCAGUACAGUUUCAAGAUGAUGCUGACAUGUCAAAGCACUUAUUUCAUGUCUGUCCACAGGUGGGGUCCUGAGCCAGGAGCCAUACCUGGUUCCCACUUGGGUUCAGAGGUGCUGAAAAGCUAAGUUUAAGGAGCUAGUGCUAUUCAAAAUCACUUUUAAGUGCGUAUGAUAGCUUGGUGUCCCAGCCAAAGCCUUACCCUUUCCAUCUGCCUCUUUACACUAACUAUUUACUCUGGCAUUCCCUUUCCUAUAUUAAACAUCUGAAUAUGCUUUCUUCUUAGAAUUAGAAUAAAUCUGGUUGUGUGUUCAUUGUGGCUAAUGCAUUUUUUGGCCUCCCCUGAUUAAGGCUUCUUGGGGCUGACUAAGGAGAAUGGCUCUGUCCAGUGUAGCCUGCUACUUUCCAGGUUAAAAUGGCAGUGGGAAGAAAUGCUGCGCACUGGUGAAAUCAGCAUCUCUAAUUUCUUGUAACUUUCCAUUUCCAAGUGCCAAGCCCACCUGCAGGCUGCCUUUUGGUGCAGGUGGCUGCCUGUCCUCCACGAUUGUUUGCACUGCACUACAAAUUGACUGCUAGAACAACAAACAAAUGAACAAUCCUUUUGGGGCAGGCCAAACCAAAUUCUGCUAUUUCUUGCCUGGAGAGUGUUGUGUUUAUUGGGCCCUGUAACUUAAAAUGCUUGCUAAGAAGGUGGUUUUAAGUCUUUGCUUGUGUCCUGUAGGAAGUUUAAGCAUUUCUCUUUCUGUGUUUUCUCCACCCUGUACUGCUGCCUCAAUCAGAGUGGGAAGGUGCUGCACAAGUCAGGAUUUGGCUCUCCCCUGUCUUUACUCUGGCCUAGUCUGACCAAUGCUUGUAUCACAGCACCCUUAAGACAAUAAAGACCCACAAAGAGAAGUUACACAUGUCACUGGGCACAACCAGACUUGCUUCUAGACUUAGUUGUUGUAAGACUAGUUAAAUCUUUCAGUGUGUGGAUUCUAAAUGAGAGUUGGAAAGUUAAGAUGUUUAUCUGCCUGCUUUCUAGCUUGUCAAACCUACACUUAAUGAAGAGACAACCCAACAAAAUAACAUGCACUGCUUGCUUUUCAUCACCAUGGCAUUUCCCACAGCAGAUGAUUCCUUCAACAGAGCAGCAGCCCAGGUCUGUUUCAGUGGCUUCAAUGCUCUCCCGUCUCCCAAAUGCCCACCUACUCACUUCUCAGCCCCUGCUGCUGUCUGUCAGGUGUUGCUCUAGGCCAGUGCCAUGUUCCUGAGCCAAGGGUCCCAUUUGGGACACUCAGGCUAUGCUGCUCAUUGUUCAAGUGCAGGGGAUGAUGACAGCUCAUUUUAUAGCCUACAAAAGGCUUCAGUUUCAGUUCUCACAUACGGAUGCACUGGGUCAAGUUCUGCAAUGGUUACAAACAGCUCGCCUGAAUUACCUGUCCUCCUGCCUGUGCAUAGCAGCAUUCACACAACACAAAGCAGUUUAACUGCUAGUUUGCUGAACUCGUGGGUUUCUGACAUGAUUACACCCAGCAGACAGCUCCCAUGACUUUCUACGAGCAAGGAUAAUGCUGUUGGGAAAGACAAGUUUGGUGUAAAGACUGCAGGGGGUCAAAAUGAACAUUUAUUGCUGACAGUGUAGAAUUUGUUUCCAAAUGAUAUUUAAAUCAGAGGAAGAAACUAAUCUCCCUGCAGAGCUUCUGCUGGGACUGCAAUGCCAUCUGUGCAGUGACCACAGGCAAGAAAAUCCCAGUCUUCAGAAAACUGGCAUGUGCUAAACUAUGGUUAGCUCAAAUAUAAUUAGUUCUAUGCAUCUGUUUUGAAGUUGAGUGAAGAAUGAUCUAUAGAUCAGUCUCCAUCCACAUGAGACUCGUUUAACUACUGUCCUUUUCUUACCAAUGUAUGCCUUGACAUUUUUCUCAUGCUAAGUAUCUGUCUCCAAACCAAGUGCUAGGAUAUAUACAGCAAACCCAUAGCUUUUUUUUUUUGCCAUGCCAACAAUAUAUUUUCAGCUCUACAUCCUCUACUAUAUUUUCAGAUUUGAAAAUAUGCAGUGUUUUUCUGACACCAAAUGCAUUUCAUGAAUGAAAUGGGACUUGUCCACCCCUUACCAUGUGCAGGACUGUGAAUCUUGGCAAGCAUAUGUCCACAUGUAUUUAUUCUGAUUUCUUUUCCUAGUGGGGGAUGAAUGGAAUGAGUAUAUGAAAUAACAUACUUUUUAAUAAUUACCACAUACCAUACGUGUUCCAAUAGCACAAACCAUGGAGAUGAGUUAUAGUGGUACUCCUCACAGUUAAUUUCAGCAGCUUACAGAGCAGAUGUCUCCACCUGAGGCAAACAUCUGAACUUAGUUUAGAGCUAAGGGUGAGGUGGUUAAUCAGGGCCCUGAGGCACUGAUGAGCCUGACCAGCCUCAGCUGGGCUCUUCAUCCCCAAUAAAGCUGAGCUGGGAACACUAUUGUUCUUUCUCUCUGAGCUCCAUCAGGAUGCUGGGUCUCAGCUCAACUGCUUGGGGCUGUAGGUGCAGGUCAUCCCAGUCUAUGGAUCAACUUCUUGGCUUGACCGUGAUUCAUUUCAGAGGUCAUGCCUCCCUGGAGGUGCAUGGUGAUUAGGGUUGAAAGGGAAUUUGAAGACCAUCUAGUCCAGUCCCCUCCAUGGGCAGAGACAGCCCCACCAGAUCAGGCUCCAUACAUACUAGCCUUCACCACGUCCAGGGAGGGGGCACCUGCAGCUGUCCUGGGCAGCCUGUGCCAUGAAGAUACCAGCAACAGACAUGUCAAUUGGUUUAAAAGAACUGCCUCUGCUUCAUUGCUUCUAUGGACAGAAGGAAGGAAGAACGCCCUGAUUUGUUCGCUAUGGCAGGGAAAGCUAUUUCCCUGUGUGUUGCUCAAUGAGGAAAAAAAAAAAAACCCAACACAUGCCACUUAUGAAUGGGGGAAAAGGGGUAUUGGCAUCUUUUCUCUAUAAGCAAAUACACCAUAGCUGUGAAGGUAAGGCUGUUUGACUGACAUCAAUGUCAAAGGAGGAGCACAGCCUGCUGCUUCCUGUAUAAAUGUCAGCUCUGCAGGAAGACUCCAAAGCUGCUCUGCUGAACUGGGGACUGUGCAGCAGAAGCCACCAUGAGGCUGACAGUUGUUUUUCUGCUGGUUGCCCUGGCAUCUUACAGCUGCUCUGCAUCUGCUGCUUGUGAUGCUCUGCGUAACUUUGUGCUGUCAGCUCUCCAUGACCCUUUGGAUCAAUACCUGGAAUUCAUCGAGCCCUAUGUGGGGUCUUCUCCUUUGGUCAGAACUGCUGCCACUCAGCUGAAGUUGUGUGCAGAGGAUCACCCAGAAGAGCUGAAGGAAGCAAAAGAAGAGUUGAUGGACAACUUGUUAAAACACUGUGAAGAGCAGGAAUGAUUCCAAGACCCUCCUUUGGGAUGACUCCAAGUGCUGGCUGACCCUGAACUUCCAUCUUCUCAUCUUUCUCCAUUUUUUGGACAUGAACUUCCACACUCUAACAGAAUAGAGCCAACUGUGUUAUCUAGGACCUGCAACCCUAUCUUCAAACCAUUUAGGAUUCUCAUAACAAUAAAAUAAAAGCGGUUACUGUC
Messenger RNA from Gallus gallus (chicken), 9116 nucleotides. RefSeq names its product inner centromere protein (gene INCENP). The transcript has 19 exons. NCBI's taxonomy places the organism in Eukaryota, Metazoa, Chordata, Aves, Galliformes, Phasianidae. Gene Ontology annotation, biological process: metaphase chromosome alignment; positive regulation of protein serine/threonine kinase activity; meiotic spindle midzone assembly. The coding region runs from base 84 to 2717 and encodes 877 amino acids. The record is from RefSeq and is a predicted model, not a curated record. Gene Ontology annotation, molecular function: protein serine/threonine kinase activator activity. Gene Ontology annotation, cellular component: nucleus; meiotic spindle midzone; midbody.